Molecule: messenger RNA, 924 nt
Organism: Symbiodinium sp. CCMP2592
Lineage: Eukaryota; Dinophyceae; Suessiales; Symbiodiniaceae
Source: the annotation of a GenBank genome assembly
AUGGUGUUCAACCCAGCAAAGCAGGCGUUCUCAGAGCGCUGUGUCCUGCAGAGGUGGCAGCUGAAGGUGGCCUACGACGGCUCCGAAUUCCGGGGCUGGCAAGCAUUGGGCGAUCAAGGCGUCCGCACCGUUCAUCGAACACUCACUGCUGCUUUGAUGGCCUCGCAUCCGCUUCACAGUCGCCAUCGACAGGCUCCUGUGCUGGUGGGUUGCUCCCGCACCGAUCGGGGCGUGCACGCAGAGGGGCAAGUGGCCCACGUCGACUUACUGAGCCUUCCAGACUUGGAUGCUGAGACGCUGAGGCUCGCCUCGAUGCUCAAAACGUGCCGUUGUCCGUUGGAGGCGCCGGGUCAACCGCCGGCUGCCACAAGACGUGUAAACAACAGCUUCCACGCACGGAAGAGUGCUUUGCGCAAGCGGUAUCGCUACGACCUGCUGCUGCAUCCUCGGGCUUCGCCGUUCGAUGCACGAUUUGUGUGGGCGGUGGGAGACCUCGGAGCCGGCGUGAUAUCCGAGGGAGCUCGGCAGCUCAGCGGCCAGGCCGUGGACUGCAGCCUCCUCACCGUGAACUGGCGUGCUUCCUGCAAAGCCGACACGGAUGAGUUCGACGAGGACUACUACGGAUCAUUGACGAAGCGGCUGUUCAUCGAAACAAGUUUGGACGCUGCGGCAGAGAAGCUGAGCGUGCGCUUGGAGUGCGAGGCAUUCCUGUACAGGAUGGCUCGAGUGGUUGUCUCUGCCCUCGUGGCCUGCGCGCGAGGGGUGAUCGGUGUGGCUGAUCUCCAGGAUGCUUCUUCUCCGUCCUUCGCCAAAGCCUUGCGGAGGGUUAAGGGAAGGAUAGCGCUGGCGCCUCCAAACGGCCUGUUCCUGGAGGAGAUUGCGUAUCCAUCCGAUGGACGAUGGGAAACGCCAGCGAAAAAGUAG